This is a messenger RNA of Salvia splendens (bonfire salvia), 1438 nucleotides long. RefSeq names its product WD repeat-containing protein 53-like. Lineage: Eukaryota; Viridiplantae; Streptophyta; Magnoliopsida; Lamiales; Lamiaceae. Gene Ontology annotation, molecular function: protein binding. The record is from RefSeq and is a predicted model, not a curated record. The transcript is spliced from 11 exons. The coding region runs from base 158 to 1261 and encodes 367 amino acids.
GUGUAUCUCGAAGAAAAUGGAAAGAACCAGUUAAAUUUUUGUUAGAGUAACGAUUUUUGUUAAACGGUCGCAAUUAUAAGCACGAAUUUUGUUAGGAAUUUAGCUAAAUCUAAUUUUCAUAAUUAAUAGAGCGCGAAUUCCUCAACGCGCCGCCGAUAUGACGGAGCCGAGGCGAUUAAGAGGGCACAGCGCCGCCGCCACUUGUUGCAUCGCUUCCCGAGCCCGACCAGGCUUCAUUGCCACAGCCGCCGAGGAUGGUCGCGUUUGCUUUUAUGAUUUGCGGUGCAAAGAUAUGCUGUUCUCUAUGGAUGUGGAGAAUGGGAACCCUGUUUCAUCUUUAUGCUUUAAGCCAGGGAAUGAAGAGAUCAUCUAUGUUUCUGUAGAAAAUGAAAUCAAGUGCUUUGAUUUACAUAUGGUAUGUUCGUGGAAGCAACUAGAAGAAAGCUACAAUUAUAAUAAGGAUGAGAUAAAUCAGAUUGCUUGUCACCCAAAAUCGUCCUUUCUAGCUGCUGCAGAUGAUGCGGGAGAUGUAAAGAUUGUUGAUGUUCACCAACAAUGUCUAUACAAAACAUUGAGAGCAGGUCACCAGAGUAUCUGCAGCAGUGUCCAGUUCCUUCCUUGGAGAUCUUGGGAAGUUAUCACUGGUGGUCUAGAUUCAAAACUUGCGCUUUGGGACUUCUCCAAAGGGCGUCCAAACAAAAUUAUGGACUUUGGCAGCGGAGGCAAUGCCGGGCAGUGCUAUAACCCAGCUUUUGUGCAUGCUCUAGUAGUUCCUGACCUUGAUUUUGUAGAUAGCGUUGGCAAGAUCUGUGUUGUGGCUAGGGGCGAUGGUGUUGUCAAUGUAAUUAAUCUUGAGCCUGAACAUGCUGCUCAAAAAUCCAAAAAUACAUCAAAGCCAAAGAUGGGUACUAAAUCACAACUGAAAGAGGAUUCCCCAACCGUAGAUCAAAACGACAGAAACCUACAUUUGGACUACUCGAAGGGAGGACAUGUGGCUGCAGUAUCCUGUGUGAGCUUUUCUACGUUUGGAGAGAAAGGGAAGUUGAUCAUUUCUGGUGGAAACGAUAAGUCAGUAAAAGUCUGGGAUUGGAUGAAAUCGCAUGAUGGUGGUGGACAAACUAGCAACGGCAGCAGUGAUAUUGUAUGUUCCAGCAUUACUCUGAGUAGAAAGGUGAAUUGGCUCUGCACAACUCCCUCGGAUUCGGAAAAUCUAGUUGUCUGUGAUACAUCUAAACUAGUAAAGGUUUAUACAAUUGGCUAAAUUCCCAGAAUGCCACAUUUAGUGGAUGAACUAUUAUCUUUUUGGACUCAGUUGAGAUCUGUAUUAGCCUGCCUCACAUCACAACACAUGAGAGUUGGUGCUGGCAAUCUUGAAUUCAGUGUUAUAAGAAUGUUCCUAAGAUAUUUUUUCUUCAAUAUAUUUUGUUCGUAAGAGUAA